AUGUUGGAGGUAUCCGGUUUCGGCAAGCUGGAUUGGUUUGCGCUCGAUGCUGGGAAGAUGGAUUUUGGGCAGAGUUAGACUUCCUCCGUCUUCCAUUUGUCUGUUUCCACUAAGGGGGAGUCGUGGUUAAUUGUGGGAGGGGAGGGGGUGAUGGUGCGUCGGUUAAAUACUUUCCCGCUGAUGUACAUAGAACUUUUACAUGCCCUUUUGAACGUUCUUGCAUUGACCACGUUGCUUGGGAGGUUCGAGAGGGAGGUGGGAACCUUGAAGGCGUUGUUACUGGCGCUCGGUCGUAGGAUCUGUUCAAUUCCAGUCGAGAGGAGGGGGCAGGGAGUCGGCUCACUGGCUGCUGAUUGGGCUUGGUUGGGCCAGCUCUCGUGACGUUUCCUGGUGGAUUGUAUGUUGCUAUCGAGAUUUUCCUACUUGGCGCUAAUGUCUCGGUUUCUGGGGCGAGGUAGGUUUUCGCUAUGCUAGAACUCAGGGGGAUACGAAUCUGUGUCGAGGGCGUUGGCUGACUAGGGUUCGAGGGUGGAAGGUUCAGCCGUAGAUGCCCUGCUCUGUGAGGAGGUAAGCAGGGGAAACGAUGCUGAGGUCUACCUCAGACUUCCCGGAAUUAUUCCUUCAGGUGCACAAUGAGUAAGCUCAGGUAUGUCAUAUCUCAACUCACGCAUCAAGACUGACUUUUCUAGGACAUAAGGAAAGACUCGCGGUCCCCAUGUUACGCUAAAAUUGCACUUCUUGAUGCACACCACGCUGGACUUGCCAGUCCCGCUUACCGCUCAAGUGUAAUGGCGGCCCCCCCGCUACCUUGGCAUUCUAAGCGGAAGAGACAAGGAGCCAGCUACCUGCAGGUGGUUGGCUAAUACAGGUGUCAAUAUUGCGGUUGUUGUGGAUUUUAAUCUAAAGACGGCUUGGGGGUUAAGGAUGGAGAGUUGAAGGGGGUGAGUUUUGCUUUAUCGGACUAGUGGAGUGGAGUGGGGUGGAGUGGAGGAGGGACUAAUAAUGAAGGGCGGGCGGAGUAGGUUUUACAGGCGUUGCAGACGGUGCGCUCGGGUACACUAGGAAUGACAAAAGCCGAGCCUAAGCUCUACCGUGUUAUCCUUCUGGUUCCCAUUCCUCUGCCGGUUAGUUUGCGCGCAGCUGUUAUACCCAUAAUCUCCCUGAACCAAAGAGCUAACGCUCCAGGGCUUUCUCGCCCAAAAAGGCCGUUCCUUCUUCCAGCAGACCCCGAAAUCAUCAGAAUUGAGCGCGCAGUCCCACAGCAAUUCUCCGCUCACUUCAUCCUGUACGUUAUCGGAAUCCGGCGAUUCCGGUGGUGAACGGGAAGAACGAGGCAUGUCCUUCAAACGGCCCUUGGCGCAAGGCAUUGUUUUAGGGAAAACCUACAAGGAUCCCGCCCCCUCUGAGUGCCUGACACCCGAUGAACUUAAAGCAGAUCCUGAGACCAAGGAGGGGAAGAUAUCGGCAGACGGCGCGUCCAAACCGGUUUCCGUUGGGAAAAUGAGGAAGAGAAAAUGCAAAGGGCCUAUUCCAUGA
Tuber aestivum (summer truffle) is the source of this 1536-nucleotide messenger RNA. NCBI's taxonomy places the organism in Eukaryota, Fungi, Ascomycota, Pezizomycetes, Pezizales, Tuberaceae. The record is from the annotation of a GenBank genome assembly.